Mesitornis unicolor (brown roatelo) is the source of this 1081-nucleotide messenger RNA. It is a transcript of the gene DRD3, whose product is annotated as dopamine receptor D3. Lineage: Eukaryota; Metazoa; Chordata; Aves; Mesitornithiformes; Mesitornithidae. The transcript has 5 exons. Gene Ontology annotation, biological process: adenylate cyclase-activating adrenergic receptor signaling pathway; adenylate cyclase-inhibiting dopamine receptor signaling pathway. The annotation marks the transcript as partial. The record is from RefSeq and is a predicted model, not a curated record. Gene Ontology annotation, cellular component: plasma membrane. Gene Ontology annotation, molecular function: G protein-coupled receptor activity; dopamine neurotransmitter receptor activity, coupled via Gi/Go.
AUGGCCCUCUUCACAAGAACCGGCAGUCAUCCUAAUACCACCGACCCCAUUCCCUGUGGGUCAGAUAACACUACAGAGCCUGACCUGCCACGCUCACAUGCCUACUAUGCGCUCUGCUACUGCAUCCUGAUUUUGGCCAUCAUCUUUGGGAAUGUGCUGGUCUGCUUAGCCGUGCUGAGGGAACGCACCUUGCAAACCACAACAAACUACCUUGUGGUGAGCCUGGCGGUGGCGGACUUGCUGGUGGCUACUUUGGUGAUGCCAUGGGUGGUGUACCUGGAGGUGACAGGAGGAGUCUGGACUUUCAGCCGCAUCUGUUGCGAUAUCUUCGUCACCAUGGACGUAAUGAUGUGCACAGCCAGCAUUUUAAACCUCUGUGCUAUCAGCAUUGACAGAUACACCGCAGUGGUGAAACCAGUUCAGUACCAGUACAGCACUGGGCAGAGUUCCUGCAGGAGGGUCUCUCUCAUGAUCGUGAUAGUCUGGAUGCUGGCAUUUUCAGUGUCAUGUCCUCUCCUCUUCGGCUUCAAUACUACAGGGGAUCCCAGUGUCUGUUCCAUAUCCAACCCUAUUUUCAUCAUCUACUCCUCUUUGGUGUCCUUCUACCUCCCUUUCAUGGUGACCCUGCUGCUCUAUGUCCGGAUUUACCUCGUGCUAAGACAAAGGCAAAAGAAGCGAACCCUCACCCGGCAGGGCAGCCACAGCGCCAGCACCAAACCAUGUUAUGCGCACAAAGAACACAUGGAGAGAAAAGCUUUGCCAAACAGAUGCCAAGGCACCUUUUCCCCCUGUCUCCCACUCAAAUGCUCAAGCCAGGAGAUAUCUACCAAAAGGAAGUUGCUGACUGUCUUGAGCCUGCAGCGGUACCGCAGCUUCUGCCACGAGGCAUCCCUCACCAAGACACCAGGGACUACACAACACAGCAGGCUGGAAGAGAGGAGAAAGAGUACGAAGCAAGGCCUGGAGGUACGGAGGCUCAGUGAUGGCAGAACCAUCAGCUCUUUGAAGCUCGCCCACCAGCAGCCCCGGCUGAUCCAGCUUCGGGAGAGAAAGGCUACACAGAUGCUCGCUAUUGUCCUGG